AUGUCCAGAAUUUUGAAGGCGCCUUUCAAGGCCCUACAGACUAGGUCGCCGCCAUCGAGUGAUACUCAGUCUCAACAACCAGACGAGGGUCUUCGCAACACGAAGCCUUUGGUCCUCAGAACUCCUUUCUUGAUUGCAAUCGGUCUCUACAUCAUUGGCCUCAUUGUGGCACUCGAAUAUGGUUUUCGAACAAUCACAAUCGCGGAAAACCGAUUGCCCGUCCUUAAUGAGUACGGGUACGAAGACGGUACCGGAGCCUAUGGCCCCUUCCUGGCACCACGCCUCUAUAAGGCUAGAGCAGAGGAAGACUCGUCCCAGUUGUCCACAACCACUGGAUUCUCGUCCACUGGAACGCCCUCUGCAACAAGCACGGCUCCUCCGGUUUUCACAUCCUUCCCGCAAAACACCAGCAGCUCAGCGUUCACCCCGGAGCCGAUCUUGAUCUCAACGUCGAGUUCAACGUCAACGUCAACGGCAACGUUAGGAUGGGAUGCCUUGCCAACAGAGGCCAUGGAAUUCGGUGAGCGUAUCGGAUAUCCUGUCAUACACGUUCCGACCAACGGAACUUUGAGCCCAAACAGAACCAGCCCCUAUGGAAUACAGCGUCGAGUGCCGCCCAAGGACAAGUAUGGGCAAAUAGCGGGAUACCGAAUCAGGCUAUCCUUCUGGCAUGUGGCGUAUUGGAAAAGUUCUCGGCCUGGGGACAUACCAUACGUCCGCACCCCAGUAAAGUUUAUCAGCAGUAUCAACUUCUUUCCACUGGAUAAAGCAACCGAAUCGGACUGUACGAUCAUUUGCGACGGCCCUGCCUUCGUCUUUCUGGAGCCCUCGUGUUGGUCUGAGUGGUCAAGGGUUGCAACAGCCCAACGCGACAUGCGCGCUCUCAAUCCAUCGAUCAUGGUAGAGUACAACGAAUUUUCAUUCCACGGUGCUCGGCCGUGUGCAAAGGUCGCCCCAGAUGUUGUGGAAACCAGACCGGUUACUGCUACUCUGUUUAACCCUCUUCCAUCAGUCACAACCACUGAGCUCGUAUACGAAGAUGUCGUGGUGACAGGACCGGGCCAGGGGUCAUAUGUUCCUUCGACCUACACUCUGAGUGAUAUUGACGGAAAGCCCACCACCACGGUGACUACGCCUGUUUGGGUGCCUGCUGAUACGGCGGUAUACACAACAACCGUCAUGACCUUGACAGACAGUAAUGGCAGGCCGACCGCCACAAUCACCGGACAUGGGGGGAGCUCAGCGAACCAACCAAAAACCCUCUUCGAUGACAAGGGGAAACCUACGGCCACAGUCAUUGUGAACGGCGGGCGAUGGGUAUUGCGGACAAGAACAAUGACAGGUGGGCAUGGGACUACACCGAUCGCAACGAUCACUGCUUUUGCGACUCUGAAGUUUACCACUGUCACUGGGUAUGACGAUAAAGGAGUGUUGAGGACUGUGACGGGCAAAUUUCCUCUUGUUCCCAAGACCAUCACUAUGCGUGAUUCUAACGGGGUUCCCACGGCAACGGUAACCACGCAGGUGCCCACAACAUACGACUGGGGGGUCACGAUUACAGAUUCCAACGGUCGACCUGUGGCCACAGUGUGGUCCAAAGAUGACACCGGUAUUUUUCGCGCCUGGGACGAUGACAGCGACGGGAAUCCCGCCACCUUGGACACGGUUUCAUGGGGUGCUUAUCUUUUGGCAUCGUUCCUGCCCAUCAUCAUCACGUUACCGCUCACUAUCCUGGCGCAAAUUAUCGAUUCGCACGUCAAGGCGCUACUACCUUUGAAAGCCAUGUCACGCCGCUCCGAUGGGUCAUCGGCCGAGGAUUCAUUGUUUCUUACAACAGGUGGCAUCAAGGGUUUCUUCACCAGUUGGCGUCUCUUGUUUCAUUCAAGAGAGCCAGGUUUGCUGCUCUCGCAGAUGUUGAUUCUUGUCUCCUCUGCUACCGCCUCGUUCGCAACAGAAGCUAUUGGCUUUAAGCUCCAUGGAGGUUGUACAAUCGACAGCUUUGCUGGCUGUUUUAUGGAAAUUGCUAUCUUCCGGGCGCCGGGUCGGCUUGUACAGGUCUUUUUGAGUUUAAGUCUAGCUGUGGUUGUCUUUUUGAUCUUCGCAAUGUGGAACUGGCACAGAAACUGCGGAUCGGAUAUGAGGAGUAUUGCUGGUGUUGCUGCGCUCCUUACGGAGCAGACAACACGAGAAACCAUCCACAAGGCCAAAGUCAACAUCACGGACAAGUACGUCGAAAGAGAGAAGAUGAUCAAGGAACUGAGCGACCAUAGGUUUGCCCUGCGUCAAGUUGCGCAGGCACCACUACUGCCGCCCAGCCCGAGGCACUCCCCAACAGCAACGUCCACAUCCAGCGAGACAUCCCUGGGGCUGUCCUCGUCACAGUCGUCGUCACAGAAAAAGUAUGGUCCGUAUUGCACAGUGAGGCACUUGACGGAUCGGUCGAACACAAACAGGCCACAUCUGGCCCUUGUUACACUGCAAAACGAAGGGCAGAAACAGCCCGGCGCGAGCAAGAAGACAAGCGACAAGAAGCUGUUUUCUCUCAACCCAGUAGCACAAGACUACAUUGCCCAGGUGCUCUUUCUCCUCACCAUCAUCGGCUUUCUCAUCAUGAUCUUGUAUUACGAGCUCACAAGCUUUCACGACUCGGCCUUUGAGAUCUUUAUGAACUCACAGAACCUCGGUGUGCGCGCCUUAUUUGCCGGUUUGGGUUUCAUCAUCUCGCUGUUUUGGGAUUCUUACUUCUUCAACAUAGCAACCCGAGAACCCUACCGCCUCCUCUCCCGCCACCCCCGCCUUCUCCAGACAGACGGCACCAGACGAUCCAACCGCUUCUUCACUACCCCUCCCCCCCUGCACGUCUUUGAGGCCCUCACCCCUUCUAGGGUCUUUUACAGCCUCCAGGAUAGAUCAUUUAUCGUCCCUGCCGUGGCGGCUGUGACGGUGUUGUCGAAGCUGACCCCGCCGUUGUUGUCCAACAUACCGUUUGUUCCUUGGCUUACGUGGGAGACUCACCAGGCGUGUGCUUGGUCGGUGGUGGGGACGUUGGUGUUGAUGAUUUUGGUGCUUGGGUGGAAUUUAGUUGCGGUGAGGUACCCGUAUAUGCCGGUGAAUCCGGGGGGUGACGGGAUGGGGUUGGUUGGGUGGGUGUAUUAUCUUUGCGAUUCGAAUGUGAGGGCGGAGUUGGGGGAGGUUUAUAGCAGGAGGCAGGAGGUUGAGAACGGGGGUGGGGUUUGGGGAUGGUGGAAGGGAAGGGGACAAGGAGGGGAGAAGAAGGAGGGAUCGGAGGGGGAGAGGGGGAGAUAUGUUACUUUUGGGGAGGUGACGGAGGCUCAGACGGGGGGUGUGAGGGUGGGUAUUGGGGAGUAUGGGGUUGGGAGGGGGUAG
Podospora pseudocomata is the source of this 3387-nucleotide messenger RNA. RefSeq lists its product as uncharacterized. NCBI's taxonomy places the organism in Eukaryota, Fungi, Ascomycota, Sordariomycetes, Sordariales, Podosporaceae. The transcript is spliced from 4 exons. The record is from RefSeq and is a predicted model, not a curated record. The coding region runs from base 1 to 3387 and encodes 1128 amino acids.